Dovyalis caffra is the source of this 1785-nucleotide messenger RNA. NCBI's taxonomy places the organism in Eukaryota, Viridiplantae, Streptophyta, Magnoliopsida, Malpighiales, Salicaceae. The record is from the annotation of a GenBank genome assembly.
AUGACGUCGAAGCUCACGUACACCGUCACGGGGCCCCGAUGGAUUUUGCUCUCUAUGCAUCACUUACCACAAUUUCUCACUCGUAACAAGAAAACCAGCUCGAUGGACCCGAAAAAUCGAAGGAGGCCCAGGCUGGAGAGACGUAAUGCCUUGAAGCACAUUGACUACGAUGCGACAUCGUCGUCUUCAUCUCUAGAUGACUCGUCGUCGUCUUUACUUACUCGGUCGCUUGAUUUACCGGAUCGGACCAGUUUUCGAAUCGAAGGAACCGAAGGUGAGUUCGACCGCAUUUGUCGCAGCUUAGGCCUAUCUGGUCCCGAGGAUUUCGCGAUUCCGGCGGCAGCUUGGGAAGCUAUGAAGGUCCGGUCUGCUUCAGAUAUUUUGCCCCGGUCCAGAUUGUUCGGCCCGGAUAGUCCGAAAGCAGCUGAAGAAGUUAAAGUGAUAGUUGAAGUGACCAAUCAGCAAGAGGACAAUGAAUUGUGUGCUAGGGUUUUGAAGAGUGUUAGGGUUAGGGAUUCUUCUACUGAGUCAACUCGGAACGAGCCAGCUGAGUUGAACACUUGUCGUAAUAUUGAUAAUCGUUGCGUGUCAGUUGGAAUUAAAGGGCUUAGGCCGCCGUUACUGAAGCCGCCACCGUCGAUGACAUUACCGGUGAUUGAUAAAGAAUGUUCAACUUGGGAUUUAUUGAGGGAUUUUGCACCUGAAAAUGAUAGAGUUGUUAAUAAUAACAAAGAAUUCAGUUCCGAUGACGACGAAGAAGAAGAAAGAAGAGAGCAAGUAAUUGACGCAGCUGUGGGUAACAAGAGAGAAGAAGAAGAGAAUUUGUUGAGGAUAUGUGAAACUGCGGUUUUAUCAGAGUCCUGUUCGUUUACCACCUCUAAUGAUGAUGAUUCAUCAAGUAGUACAACAGAACCCAUGUCGAAUAUUUCCCCUAAUGGGAGAUUUAGAAGGGCUAUAACCGAUUGGGAAAAGGGUGAGCUUCUCGGACGUGGGUCGUUUGGUUCCGUUUAUGAAGGAAUCUCUGACGAUGGAUUCUUUUUUGCUGUCAAAGAGGUUUCCCUGCUUGAUCAGGGAAGUCAGGGAAAACAAAGUAUUUAUCAACUUGAGCAGGAGAUUGCUCUUUUAAGUCGGUUUGAACAUGAAAACAUAGUUCAAUAUUAUGGCACAGAUAAGGAUGAAUCAAAACUGUAUAUCUUUCUUGAACUUGUAACUAAGGGCUCCCUUCUAAAACUCUAUCAGAGAUAUAAUCUUCGAGAUUCCCAAGUUUCUUCAUACACAAGACAGAUUUUGCAUGGUUUGAAGUAUCUUCAUGAUCAGAAUGUGGUCCACAGGGAUAUAAAAUGUGCAAAUUUAUUGGUGGAUGCAAAUGGCUCUGUAAAACUUGCAGAUUUUGGUUUGGCAAAGGCAACAAAAUUGAAUGAUGUUAAAUCUUGCAAGGGGACUGCAUUCUGGAUGGCUCCUGAGGUUGUCAAUAAUAAAAACCAAGGAUAUGGGCUUCCAGCUGAUAUAUGGAGUCUGGGAUGCACUGUUUUGGAGAUGUUAACCCGUCAGAUUCCAUAUUCUGAAUUGGAAUCUAUGCAGGCAUUAUUUAGGAUUGGCAGAGGUGUUCCUCCACUUGUUCCUGAUUCUCUCUCAAAUGAUGCACGGGAUUUUAUCCUGCAAUGCCUACAAGUUAAUCCAAAUGACCGGCCUACUGCUGCUGUGCUUUUGGAUCAUCCAUUUGUGAAGAGGCCUCUUCCAACAUCCUCGGGCUCAGCAUCUCCCUAUAUUGGCCGCCGAUCAUAG